Saccostrea cuccullata (small rock oyster) is the source of this 1233-nucleotide messenger RNA. RefSeq lists its product as uncharacterized. NCBI's taxonomy places the organism in Eukaryota, Metazoa, Mollusca, Bivalvia, Ostreida, Ostreidae. The coding region runs from base 52 to 975 and encodes 307 amino acids. The transcript has 2 exons. Gene Ontology annotation, molecular function: protein binding. The record is from RefSeq and is a predicted model, not a curated record.
UCUCAACAUCAACAAAGGUAUUUUGAAGCCGAGAUACAAGCCUUGAAGGUGAUGAACGUUAAUUUAACAGAGCAAAUGAAAGCAGCCUCCAUGCAAAUGGACGUCAGAAAUGUUAUAAAUAAUCUAAAAAACGAUUUGGACUUGUUAAAUUCCACAUCUACAUUAUUAGUGGAACGAAAUUCCAAGCUGCAACAACACAAUACCAUUCUGCAAGACAAACUAGACUCUUUGAAUGCUACAUAUAUACUCUCACAACAAAAUGCCACAACUACUGAAGAUUUGAAAAGAUUGGAGAACAUCCUAACCUUUGAGAUAGAGCAAACAGUCAGCGACAGAGAACAGGAAAUGAUGAAGAAUAUAUCUGUCACAAUCAGGGACCUGAAACUCCGGGACCGAUAUUUAACUCUUUCUCUGAUGGAUGUAUAUAAUAACACAUCGACAUUAAAGUCCUUAUUGUCCCACUUCGAAGAACAGCAAAAGAUGACAGACAUUGAAAUCAGAAAGUUGGAGCUUUCACAGAAUAGUCACGCCGCUAAUAUGAAUGCUUCCCUUUCCCGUCUCCAAAAUAGCUUUGAAUCUAGAGUCGCUUUCACUGCUGGACGUAGCUUUUCAAGACCAACAUUUACUCCUGGAGAAAUAAUUGUAUUUGAUAAAAUCGUAUACCAAGUAGGAGGUGGAUACAACCCAACCAAAGGAGUGUUUACGGCCCCAAAAGCCGGGCUCUACGUCAUCUUCUGUACUGUUGUGGCAAACAGUGAUAAUACAUUCUGGACAAAAAUAAAGAUUAAUGGUGUAGUAAAGGCAGGAGUCAUGGCUGUUGUAACACACUCUAAUGCUGAUGUCUAUCAGUCUGCCUCCAACCUUGUUGUUCACCAGUUACAGGUGGGGGACAGAGUCUGGAUAGAAAUGUAUACUGGUACUACUAUGUACUCAGAGUUUCCAGACACUACCUUUUCUGUGAUUAUGAUCAACUGAAUAGAAUAAUACACUAAAAUACUAGACUAAGUUAUGUAUGACUUAUCUUGAAUCCUUUACUGUGAAUACUGUGAAUUCCAAACUUAUUGUUUAUCAGUUACAGACAAGAAUAAGGGUAUGCAUAGAAUACACAUAUUUAGUAUCCACCUACUUGACAUUAACUUUUCUGUGAUUAUAAAAUAUGUAUAUAUUAUCCACAUUUUUCCACAAAAUUAUAAAAUUUUGCUUAUCUUAGUUAAAUUAUGAAUUCGAACAUUU